GGCAUACGUCAAAAACAGCUGGAGAAAAGUUAAUAACCUGUCGUUCAACUCAUUGUAUUAUUGUUUAUUUUCUAUAUAACUUUCUAUCACAUGUACGUGAUAGAAAAGUAAGUUAAUUAUUGAUUUUAGAACGAAUUAAAACGUUUGAACGUAUAGUGAAAGUAUGAAGCCCUCAAUCGAUGUAGACUCACUCCGCUCGGAGCACGAAUCAGAUGAACAGUGGGAAGUGAGGAGAAUGUUUAUGCUGGAACACAAGGACAAUUUCGAAGAGGAGGAGCUGAUAACACUGGCCCAGCUGUUCACUAAUAUUGAGUUUCUGGGUUGCCGUUACCCACCAGCCACUAUGAAGAGAAUAGCGAAAUUAGCGGAAAAAGUCUCGGCGAAAUAUAAGGAGAGUCGGAAGAAUAAGCUCAAACGAACUUUUGUGCAAGCCAGCGAUGCGGCGGAGCAAAAGGCCAAGAGGAGUUUUAAAUGAAUCUUACUUUGUUUUUUUUAUAUAAUAACUGAUGGCUUAAAAGUCUUGUAUCCAAGGUAUUAAAUUUUCAACAAAAAAAA
Zerene cesonia (dogface butterfly) is the source of this 555-nucleotide messenger RNA. Its product is annotated as partner of xrn-2 protein 1-like. The transcript has 3 exons. Lineage: Eukaryota; Metazoa; Arthropoda; Insecta; Lepidoptera; Pieridae. The coding region runs from base 164 to 475 and encodes 103 amino acids. The record is from RefSeq and is a predicted model, not a curated record.